Molecule: messenger RNA, 1357 nt
Organism: Tigriopus californicus
Lineage: Eukaryota; Metazoa; Arthropoda; Copepoda; Harpacticoida; Harpacticidae
Exons: 1
Coding region: 1-1287 (428 amino acids)
Biological process (GO): late endosome to vacuole transport via multivesicular body sorting pathway; vesicle budding from membrane
Cellular component (GO): multivesicular body; ESCRT III complex
Source: RefSeq, a predicted model, not a curated record
AUGCUUUUUGGUAGAUUAAAGAUGGUCAAAGUCUCACUCAAAUUAAUGCCUGGUCCUCCUGAUGAGGACGAAGAGCGUCAGCGAGUGCUCUGUGCACCAUUUCGUCCUCGGGAACUGAAUCCAGAGGCUUUAGACGCAAAACAAGAGUUCUGGGAGCAUCUGAUUGCCUCCGGCUUGUUGGUGGAAAAGAAGGCCGUUUUCCCAUUAACUGAACCUUGGGACAUCCAAGAAUGGCCACAUUGCAAACCCAAGGUCUUGCCCGAAGUGUUCGAGCUAAUGAUACAAUCGGGAAAACUGGUGUCAAGUGCUGAAUAUCAAACCCUUUUACGUAAUACUCAUGCUCAAUUACGCAAAACUCAGUCUUGGCUGGGUUUUGUUUUGUCGCCUAUCAUUGUUCGAAGUAAAAUAGCCCUGAAAUGGGCGUGGGGGGGUCAAAACUCGGGAGAAUAUGUUCAUCCUGAAACACUUGAAAUACUGGCCAAAUCGGUUAAGAUCGAAAUUGGCGCCUCGCCAGAUCGGUUUUCGAUUGGAAAUUAUGAGUUCAUAACCAAAGCAAAUUGUAACAAAAUCCUGACAAACAUGAGCAUCCAACCAAGUACGCAAGAGCUCUGUUUACAAUUCUUGAUGGCCCACGGUGACAUGUCCCAAUUGGAACUAACAGAUCAUGAUUCAGUGGUCUAUAAAAUUGGUAGCGCUUCUAUCGAAGGAGAUGAGAAGGAAUUGGUGUCCUUAGAGCUCACCCUCAAGCAUGUGAAUCGACGAAUAAAAGAGCUUCAAGUUCGAAUGAGCCCGCUACAAGAUGAAGUCAAACAAUGGCUGAAGAACGGCCAGAGAACGGAGGCCAAAAUCUGCUUAAAACGAUUGCUCAUCAUUAAGGAGAAUGUAGCCACGAUGAAUGGCUAUCUUCUGCAACUAGAAAGUCUAAAAUCUACGUUAGAGUCAUCAUUGCUGAGCCAGAAUGUUGUGUCAGCGUUAAAGUUGGGAGCUCAAGCACUUUCAGAAUCACAGAAAUCAAAAUCCGUCCAAGAAAUCCAGGACUUGAUGAGUGAUCUGGACGACAUGACGCACUUGGAAGAUGAAAUCGCGGGUGUUUUGGCGGGAGGCGAUCCCGGUUUGAGUGACGCACAACUAGAUAAAGAGUUGGAGGCAUUAUGUAAAGAUGAAGAUGACCUUCUUGCUCAAUUGGCUGGCCUUCAGGUCAGUGACACCUCGUUAGACUUUCCGUGCCCAAACAGUGGUGAUUCUACGGCCAAAAAAGCAGCUCAGCCAGUGUCUUCUGAAUCGUAAUUUGUGAUUGUUUAUGACUCACUUGUCAUCAAAUAUCAAGUAUAACUCAAAUAAAUCUUCUUCUACUCUU